Pongo pygmaeus (Bornean orangutan) is the source of this 5383-nucleotide messenger RNA. It is a transcript of the gene SUCLG2, whose product is annotated as succinate-CoA ligase GDP-forming subunit beta. NCBI's taxonomy places the organism in Eukaryota, Metazoa, Chordata, Mammalia, Primates, Hominidae. Gene Ontology annotation, molecular function: succinate-CoA ligase (GDP-forming) activity; ATP binding. Bases 76 to 1383 code for a protein of 435 amino acids. Gene Ontology annotation, cellular component: succinate-CoA ligase complex; mitochondrion. Gene Ontology annotation, biological process: tricarboxylic acid cycle; succinyl-CoA metabolic process. The record is from RefSeq and is a predicted model, not a curated record. The transcript has 9 exons.
UCCCGCUGCUCUUCCUCCGCCUCCUUCCCCUGCCCGCGCCCGCCCUAUUGCCCCGUGCCGAGUUUCCUGUUUAAGAUGGCGUACCGCGUAGCAGCGCAGGCCGGGAAGCUUCUGCGAGCCCUAGUGCUGCGGCCCCGCUUCCUGGCGGCCGGGUCCCAGGCAGUUCAAUUAACCUCCAGAAGAUGGCUGAACCUGCAGGAAUACCAGAGCAAGAAACUGAUGUCUGACAAUGGAGUGAGAGUUCAAAGAUUCUUUGUAGCAGACACUGCAAAUGAAGCUCUUGAGGCUGCUAAGAGACUAAAUGCAAAAGAAAUUGUUUUAAAAGCCCAGAUCUUAGCUGGAGGAAGAGGAAAAGGUGUCUUCAAUAGUGGUUUGAAAGGAGGUGUUCAUUUAACAAAAGACCCUAAUGUUGUGGGACAGCUGGCUAAACAGAUGAUUGGGUACAAUCUAGCGACAAAACAAACUCCAAAAGAAGGUGUGAAAGUUAACAAGGUGAUGGUUGCUGAAGCUUUGGAUAUUUCCAGAGAAACCUACCUGGCAAUUCUGAUGGACCGGUCCUGCAAUGGCCCCGUGCUGGUGGGCAGCCCCCAGGGGGGCGUUGACAUUGAAGAGGUGGCUGCUUCAAACCCAGAGCUCAUUUUUAAGGAGCAAAUUGACAUUUUUGAAGGAAUCAAGGACAGCCAAGCUCAGCGGAUGGCAGAAAAUCUAGGCUUCGUUGGGCCUUUGAAAAGCCAGGCUGCAGAUCAAAUUACGAAGCUGUAUAAUCUCUUCCUGAAAAUUGAUGCUACUCAGGUGGAAGUGAAUCCCUUUGGUGAAACUCCAGAAGGACAAGUUGUCUGUUUUGAUGCCAAGAUAAACUUUGAUGACAACGCAGAAUUCCGACAAAAAGACAUAUUUGCUAUGGACGACAAAUCAGAGAAUGAGCCCAUUGAAAAUGAAGCUGCCAAAUAUGAUCUAAAAUACAUAGGACUGGAUGGGAACAUUGCCUGCUUUGUGAAUGGUGCUGGGCUCGCCAUGGCUACUUGUGAUAUCAUUUUCCUUAAUGGUGGGAAGCCAGCCAACUUCUUGGAUCUUGGAGGUGGUGUAAAGGAAGCUCAAGUAUAUCAAGCAUUCAAAUUGCUCACAGCUGAUCCUAAGGUAACCUUUCUCUUUGUAGGGAGAUCAUAUGCCAGUUUUAAUUUCUCACCGUCAAGAGCUCACUUGUUCUUCCUGGUGAGAGUUGAUAAGUCAAUAUGUGUACUCUGCAGCCCCAGAUGCAACUUCUUUUUUUUUUUGAGACGGAGUCUUACUCUGUUGCCCAGGCUGGAGUACAGUGGCGCUAUCUUGGCUCACUGCAACCUCCAUCUCCUGGGUUCAAGCGAUUCUCCUUCCUCAGCCUCUUGAGUAGCUGGGAUUACAGUCACACGCCACUACGCCCAGCUAAUUUUUGUAUUUUUAGUAGAGACAGGGUUUCUCCAUGUUGGCCAGGCUGGUCUCAAACUGCCUACCUCGUGAUCUGCCCGCCUCAGCCUCCAAAAGUGCUGAAAUUACAGGCAUGAGCCACUGCGCCCAGCCCGCAACUUCUCUUAUCUCACAUUGGAAUAUGUGAUGAUUUAACUCUCGUUUUGGGUAAAAGGCUUAUAAAUACUCCUGGGAUCUUAUUUCAGAGGUUGUGUGUACAGUCCUGAGAGGUGGAAGGAAAUAAAAAAGAUACAGUGUGCCAGUCGAAACAUUGGUUGGCAUGAACUUUAUUUGUGUAAUUUACACAGAAGCGACUGGUCCUAUGCUUACAUGAUUUAGAGGGAAGAGUACUAUGAUUCCUUCCAUAAAGAUGCUGAAGGUAUUACCAAAUAUUGGAAAAUUUUAGGGUUAUAGGAUCAAAAAUCACUGGGAAAUAAUGGCCCCACCUUCUUUUGUAUGCUUUCUAAUUUUUAUCUCUGACCAUUAGUUUGUAACAUACGUACUAAGUAGCAAAUAACUGUUACCUGGUUUCAUAGUUUCUAUUGCUGCUUCAUGUGCAUCUUUUUAACUUGAGGGUAGCUAACUAGAAUGUAGCUACCACAUCCAUGCUAGGGGCAGUGUGGGCAUUCAAUUAAUAUUUAAUCAGCUAGUUUAGUAACCAAGUUAAAUAUCAGUAUGCUUUGUUUCACCUGUAGAUACUCAAUUGACUAUAACAUGGUUUAGGUAGAUGCUUGUUACAUAGAAAGACCAAAAUAUUUUGAAAGUCUAAUGUACAUGGUUUUCAUUUCAUUCUUUUAACAGGCCUGUGAAGUACAUAUAUGCCACAACAAUUUGAUAUAAAACUUUUUCUUUAAUUUUUUGAUUAUUUUUUUUUUUAGAGACAGGGUCUCGUUCUGUCACCCAGACCGGAGUGCUGUGGCGUGAUCAUAGUUCACUAUAGCCUCCAUCUCCUGGGCCCAAGCUAUCCUCCCCGCACAGCCUCUUGAGUAGCUAGGACUACAGGUGCAUGGCCAAUUUUUUUUUAUUUUUUGUCUUGCUGUGUUGCUCAGGUUGGUCUCAAACUCCUGACCUCAAGUGAUCCUCCUACCUCAGGCCCUCAGAUCUCUGAGAUUACAGGCGUGAGCCAUCACAGUUGGCCUAAACUUUAUUUGAGAAUCAUUGUCUCAAUAUUGUUAGAGUAUCUAAUACAUUGAGUUGGUUACUAAAAUAUCUGAAGAUGUGGGAAAUCUGAUUCGUUACUAAGAGAAUCAUAAAUGAAAAUAAUACCAGAUUUUUUAAAAAAGAAAUGUGGUCUGAACUAAAUAUGGAAGCUUCCCAUUAAUAAAUAUACUGGCAAUAGCCUGUUUUGUUUUGCAUGCAUAAAAUUUUGUCUUAUAUCGGUAGUACACUUGUCUGUUUUCCUCAUAACUUAAAUAGUUGGUGGCCUUAUGUUUUUGCUUGUCUUUUCUUCUGACUCACAAAACAGACGGCAAGGUAUUAUUAGCACUUAUCUUCAAUUCUCCAGUGCCGUUCAGGAAUAGCAAAGUUAUUGAAGUUCAAAGGCAGCCAGCCAUGAGGAAGGUAUUUGCGAAAAGAACAAUGUUUCCACUUACAUAAGCACUUUGUUUUCAUUGGUUAGGUAGAAACACCUAUCAGUGGCUCUCUAAUCAUGUAUUAAUUCGCUACUUAUUCUUUCUUCCUACUGCUUUCUAAGGGAAGAAUCAUUUUCCUCCCAGAGAUUCCCAAACCAAUUGAAAUCUGUAAAUACCGAGACACACAGCUCCUUAAGCUGCUUGAACCACAAAGUACCCAGAGGACAGACGAUUGUAAUAAAAUACUGAACUUUUAGCAUCUACUGAAACUGUGUGCAAAGGAUAAUAGAGAGCCAUUGAGAGAUGAAAUCUACCAGGACAAUCAUUGGAUUUCGUUGAAAUAGCUUUUCUUAGUGGCUCACCUCAAAUUUUAAUUUUGUAAAACCUAUAGGAUGGGGAGGGAGAGUGGAAAAAUUACUGUCAGAGCCAGUUUUCUUUAAAAAAAAAAAACACUCUCUUCCAAAAUUUUGACUUUAUGGAAUAUUUUCAAAUGCUUGGAUUAUUUCAACUUUUUUUGAGAUUAACUGUCAUCUUGGGUAGAUAAAGGUAUGUGGGAGUUAUUUUAUUUUUCUCAUGCUAUAUCAGGAAAAUGAAUGCACAGCUCAUCUCACAGUACUUUUUCCAAAUCUUGAAAUUUCAAAACCAGUUAAAAAACAUAGAAAUGUAAUGAGUAUUUUCAAUCCUGGCUUCGUUUCACAAAAUUUAGAGAACAGAACCAAAAAAAUAGUAUAGAUGAGUUGAUGUGAUUUUGCAAGGAAACUGGCUGUAGUUUUGGCAGUAAUUAUUUCGUGUCCACCUGCCCAAAAGUAGAGGUUCCUGAGAGCCCAAAGCUAAUUAUUUCAAAGGUAUCAAUUGUCUUGUUAGAUAUAAGGAUUAGUUAGUUGAAUACACAGAAAGUCAAAAUUACAAAACACCAGUUUUUGUUAAACUUUUAUCAACUGAUAUUUACAACUGCUUAUUUGCAGUGUGUCUAAGAUAAUUCUGUUUAGUAAACAUGUCAUUCAAUAAAAAUAUUACAGGUUGACAUAUAUUUCCACUCAUGAUGUCAGUCAUAGAGCUGAAAAUUUUAGUUAUUUUGCUUGACUGUUAACCCAAAUGCUGAUUUUCACUUGGAACUAACACAAGUAUCUCUACAACUAAUGUGUUUCUUAUUAUCGUAUAUAUGAAAUGAAGUUCCUCUACCAAGCUGAAUAAAACAAGAGUCUUUUCAAGAUAAACUUACUUACUGAACUGAAUUCAUAUGAAGUGUAUCAUUAAAUAUUUUAUAAUUCUCUUAUUUUCCAGCUGAGCUUGAGAUGAGAGAAAAGUAAUAGAGUUUGUUCUGCUGGUGGUCUUCAUCAUUUUGAUUUAAAGAAUUCUAAGCAUUAGUAUUCUUUAAAUCAUAAAGAGCAAAAAUGAUAUAAAAUAGGAAAUAGAAGUAGGGUUUUGUGGUUUUCUGUUAAGAAUUUAAAGACAUUUAAAAGAAAAGCACUAUAUAGAAUGUUAACCUUGAGUUUUUGUUUUCCAAAUUAUACUCUGGUUUCUAUUUUAAUUCUGAACUUAGAAUUCCAAAGGUGUAGCAAAUGUAACAUCUGGAAUAUGUUGCAUUCACUUACGCAAAACACCUAGUGUUCACUUACACGAAACAUCUUGUGAAGUGAAUACAAGGAAAGGACACUUGGCACAAAUCUCUCCAAUGACCCCAACUCUGUUGGCCAAAGAUAAGGAAAUCUUUUGCUCUCUGGAGGCCUAGUUUUGAAAAGCAAAAGUACAUGAUUGGCAUUAGUAAAGGCACUUCAUUGGAUUUGAUUGUACUUCCUGGUUUAGAUCCAACUUUGAAUCAUAUUGUGAAAGCCCUUGAAAUAUCUAUGAGGAAAUGUGCUCCCUAAGCACCAAAGACAAGUUGAAGAAUGGAAGGGACUCUUAGUGGGAUUCUUAUGCCAGACUGCCUGGGUUCCAGUCUUGUCUUUACCAGUUACUGCUUGUGGGACCUUGGGCGUGCUAUUUAACUUCUGUGUGCCUUGGUAUCCUCAUUUAUAAAGUGGUAAUAAUAGCAGUACUUACCUCAGAGGGUUGUUUUAUUACACAAAUUGAGACACACGCACACUUUUCAUUUAGAGGGAAAAUAAUUUCAUAUGACAGUAUCAUUUAAAAAAUUUAAAAAACUUUUAUUAAAGUAUAAUCUACAUACAGAACAGUAUACAAAUUUUAAGUAUACAGCUUGAUGAAUUAUUACAAAGUGAACAUAUCGUCUAACCUCCAGCCAGAUCAAGAAAUAGAACAUGGCUGGGCGCGGUGGCUCACGCCUGUAAUCCCAGCACUUUGGGAGGCCGAAGUGGGCAGAAGGUCGGGAUUUCGAGAGCAGCCUGGCCAAAAUGGUGAAACCCUGUCUC